Molecule: messenger RNA, 1793 nt
Organism: Cryptomeria japonica (Japanese cedar)
Lineage: Eukaryota; Viridiplantae; Streptophyta; Pinopsida; Cupressales; Cupressaceae
Exons: 6
Coding region: 437-1627 (396 amino acids)
Source: RefSeq, a predicted model, not a curated record
UUUUUUAAAAGAGUGCAUCCAUAAUGUUGGAGAGACGUUGCCCUGCAGUAGCUAUAGCUCUCUGAAAUCAGUGUGUAAUCAGGCCUCAAGCAACAAAUACUGGGUCAUGACGCUUUGAAUAGAGAGGGCACUAUGGUUCAACUUUCAUUAAUAAUGAUAUUGCUCAGAAGUUGAAUGGUGCUGACAUUUAUUCGGUAUUGUUCUUUUUCAUGUCUUUUGCUGUGAUUGCAAUGCAGAUGAAGUCCACGUAAAGGGAGAAGGCUUGACAAACCAGGCUUUGCAUAUCUAUUGUGUAGUUAUUCUAUUGGUUUCUGUAGACCAACCAGGACUUUGAUUAUGUUCAGAGAUUACAGUGGGGUAUUUGUUUCAAAAAGGGGCUUCCUUUACAGUUAAAUCUUGAGAUGAGAAUUUGAUGUCAAAGUAAAAAUUAUUGAAUAUGCCUUGGUUUCCAGAAAUCGCAGGUUCAGCAUUUUGUGAAACAGUACAACUGCGUAGGAGAAUAAUAGAAAGACAACAACUACCUAGGUCAGGUUGGCUAGAGGUGUUGGAGCCAUCCAAUGCAGAAUUUAUUGCAGCUUUAGCAGCUGGGAAUAAUUCUCACCAUAUUCUGCAGAUUGGUUGUGGGAUUUCAACUAUUGCAUUAGCAGCUGCUGCAAGGGCUACUGGCUCGUAUCUGCUAUCAAUUCACACUGACAAAGAAAAACAGGAAAUUAUUGACGAAUAUGUACAAUAUCUUGGUUUAGCAGGAUACGUAAAAUUUAUCACAGAUGAACCAAGAAAUGUGAUACCUCAAUAUGAUGGGGUUGAUUUUGUCUUUUUCUUAGAUCCAGGAUGUUAUGUUGAAUUAUUUGAUCUUUUGAGGCUAAAACAUGAAGCAAUUGUUGUAGCAGAUAAUGCAUUGGAUGAAACAAUGGAUGAAUAUAUAAAGCAUGUACACAGACAACCUGGAAUACAUUCUUCAACCUUGCCAAUAGGAAGAGGCUUUGAAGUUACAAAAAUAUUGUCAUGGAAUGAAUUCAACUCAGGGCGAGUCUUCUAUUGUGAAUUUGGACAAGAAAUUGAUGAAGCCAAUGGUUGCUGUAGCUCUGGGGAGGCAAUCUUGUCAGAUAGAUCGUUUUCUUCUAUUUCUCGUAUCAAGUUAAACUAUUCUAUGGGUGACAUUCUAAUGCAAAAUUCAGUGAAUAGUGAGGAAUGUGAUGUCUCUGAAGAGGGUUUUCUUUCAGUAUCCCCUUUUCAAAAUGCUGAUGAUCCCAAUGAUGCAGUGGAUGGCCAAUAUUCUCCCAACAACAAUGCUGAAGAUCCAAUACUAAACUUACCCAAACCUGAACUAGAGACGGAAGAGAGUCACGGCACCAAUGAUUUUACAGUUCAUUUUAAAAAUGGAACGUUAUAUACUGAAGUUACAAUCGAGGGACCUGAUCAGGACAUGCUUCUGUCUGACAUUACGACAGCAUUUAAUGAAAUGGGGAUAAGUGUGCAACAAGCAAGAAUUUCAACAGAAGAAAAAUCUAUUGAAGAUGUUUUCUGUGUUGUUGAAUUGGAGAGUUAUGCUCCAUUGGAUCCUUAUGUCUGGGAUACAGUGAGGGAAAGGAUGUUGGAGAGAAUCACAGCACACAGAAAAAAAUGAAGCAGACAGAGUAAGUGGUAUAACAUGUUUAUCUAUGCAUGCUUGUAUAAUUUGAUGAAUCCCAGUAGUAUGAAAAUACAUAGUGUAUGUGCAGAUCAACCUGCAAUGAAUUCAUGUAUAAUAUUUUUACUAUGCAGCUUUUAGUAUAAUUGUAACUUUUAGUGUA